AUGUCAUUUCUUACAGAACCUUUAUCAAGGUUGAAAUACGGAUUCCCAACUUUAAGACAAGUUGAAUACGAUAUCGAUAUCGAACCUGAUGUCAAAGAUGACUUAUCAGUUGAUACUGAAGAUGAACCAGAAUUAAAAAUCGAAUACAGAGAUGAAAAAGAUAGAAAAUGGUGGAGCUUCUUCGAUGAGUAUGAAUAUAGAUCCAACAAAUUUACGAGAAAGAAGCAUAAAUGGUACAAAUGGUACAAUGAAAACAAUUCACCAGCUGAAAGAAAAUUAUUAUUCAAAUUGGAUAUUAUGUUAACACUUUUUUCAUUAAUGGCCUAUUGGGUUAAAUAUUUAGAUCAAACUAAUUUGAACAACGUUUAUGUUGUUGAUGAAUUCAAAAACACCGUUGGUAUGAAAGGUAAUGAUUUAGUUAACACUCAAGUUAUGUUCAAUAUUGGUAAUAUUAUUUUCCAAAUUCCAUUCAUUUACUUAUUAAAUGUUUGUCCAUUGAAUUAUUUAUUACCAGGUUUUGAUAUUGCUUGGUCUAUCGUUACUAUUUGUUUAUACAAAACCACCAAUGUUUCUACUUUGAAAGGUUUAAGAUUCUUAAUUGGUGCUUUAGAAUCUCAAGCUUAUUAUUCAUAUCAUUUCCUUUUUGGUUCAUGGUUCACCGCCGACGAACUUUCAAGAAGAGCUAUGAUUUUCUACUUUGGUCAAUAUUUAGGGGUUUUAACUUCAGGUCUUUUAUCAGGUGCUAUUGUUAGAAACUUAGAUAAUGUUGGUGGUUUACAAUCAUGGCAAUGGAUUUUCAUUAUUGAUGGUUUAAUCUCAUUAGCUGUUGGUCUUAUUGGUAUUUUCUCAAUUCCAGGUACUCCAACCAAUUGUUAUUCUAUCUUCUUAACUGAUGAAGAAAUUAAAUUAGCCAGAAGAAGAUUACAAAAGAACAACGUUAGUUCCAAACAUAAAUAUGAUUUCAAAGAUAUUAUUGAUUUGAAAUUAUGGAAAGAUAUUUUAUCAACUUGGGAAAUUUACGUUUUGUCAUUCUGGAAUAUUUUCUUAUGGAACAAUUCAAAUGCUUCAAGUGGUUCAUAUAUUUUAUGGUUAAAAUCAUUAACUUCAACCGACAAAAAUGGUGUAACUACUCCUCGUUAUUCUGGUGGUACUUUACAAGACAGAUCAGCUUUAACUCCAGGUUUAGGUUUAAUUUGGUUAUUUGUCACUUGUACAUUUGCUGAUUCUUUCCAUUCAAGAUGGGGUGCUAUUCUUGGAUCUCAAAUCUUUAACAUCACCGGUAACGCUAUCUUAGCUGUUUGGGAUGUCAAUGAAUCAACCAAAUGGUUUGCUUGGUGUUUACAAUAUUUCGGUUGGGCUUGUGCUCCAGUUGUUUAUUCAUGGCAAGGGGAUAUUUGUAGAAGAGAUCAAAGAAAACGUUCAAUUGUUUUAAUUAUUAUUAAUGCUAUUGCUCAAAGUACUACUGCUUUUAUGGCUGUUAUUGUAUGGAAAACCGUUGAUGCUCCAACCUAUUUCAAAGGUUUUACUUUCACUGCUUGUUCAGCUGCUACUUUGAUUUUAUGGACUUUUGGUGUUCUUUACUUAUAUAAACGUAAUGAAAAGAGUAAAGCUAUUGAAAAUGGUAUUUACCUUUACAAUUCAUCAAAUGCUGAUGAUAUCCCAGAAGCUGUCAAAUCAAGAGACACUGUCAAUGAAAAAGAAGAUGAAGCUAUCCAAAGUAAUGAACUCAGUUCAACUUCAUCAAAUUAA
This is a messenger RNA of Yamadazyma jaroonii, 1749 nucleotides long. NCBI's taxonomy places the organism in Eukaryota, Fungi, Ascomycota, Pichiomycetes, Serinales, Debaryomycetaceae. The record is from the annotation of a GenBank genome assembly.